This is a messenger RNA of Melitaea cinxia (Glanville fritillary), 766 nucleotides long. It is a transcript of the gene RpII15, whose product is annotated as DNA-directed RNA polymerase II subunit RPB9. Gene Ontology annotation, biological process: DNA-templated transcription; transcription initiation at RNA polymerase II promoter; maintenance of transcriptional fidelity during transcription elongation by RNA polymerase II. The transcript has a single exon. Gene Ontology annotation, molecular function: nucleic acid binding; DNA-directed RNA polymerase activity; zinc ion binding. Bases 185 to 559 code for a protein of 124 amino acids. Gene Ontology annotation, cellular component: RNA polymerase II, core complex. The record is from RefSeq and is a predicted model, not a curated record. NCBI's taxonomy places the organism in Eukaryota, Metazoa, Arthropoda, Insecta, Lepidoptera, Nymphalidae.
ACUAGUCUAUGCUGAGGCUGUCAACCUGACAUGAUUCUGUGUUCUGACAGCAUUUAACCGCUAUUUGCACUAUUAGUGUUAUUGUAAUGUCAACAAUUAGCAAUAUUCAUUUUUAAAAGUAGAAGUUGAUAUAUUUAUCAUCUCGAAGCUAUUUUUUAUUCGAACGUUAACAAAACAGGCCAAAAUGAACACUGGAAGAAAGGACGGCGGGCCCGGAUAUGUUGGUAUACAGUUCUGUCAAGAGUGCAACAACAUGCUUUACCCGCGAGAAGACAAAAACAACAAAGUUCUUAUGUACGCUUGCAGAAAUUGUGAUUAUAAACAAUUAGCCGAUUCAAACUGCGUUUAUGUAAACAAAAUUAUGCACGAAGUAGACGAAUUAACUCAUAUAAAUCCUGACGUAGUCAGCGACCCCACUUUACCCCGCACGAAGGAUCACAUGUGCCCGAAAUGCAACCACAGGGAAGCGGUAUUCUUCCAGGGUCAAACGAGACGUGCUGAAGAGGAAAUGAGACUCUACUACGUAUGUACUAGCUGUAAACACAGGUGGACUGAGUGAGUCUUGCUGCUGUUCGUGGGACUUGAUCAGAAGAAUAAGAACCAUAUUGAAUGUAUCGGGAGACGGUGUUUAUUCAUUUUUCCUACUAAGGUAUUAAUUAGUAUGGUUUAAUUCCUUGAUUAUUAUUAACUUCACUGUUGUAAUAUAAUAACAUAUAAAAUUGGGAAUAUUUCUAAAAGGAAUGAUAAAAUAAACAAUCAAAAUAGA